Molecule: messenger RNA, 346 nt
Organism: Salvelinus sp. IW2-2015
Lineage: Eukaryota; Metazoa; Chordata; Actinopteri; Salmoniformes; Salmonidae
Source: RefSeq, a predicted model, not a curated record
GGAUUCACUGUACCCAGAAGAUACCCAACCCAGCACGCUUCGGGACUGAGUGUAAACGCAGUACAGGAUUAACUGAAAAUGAUUUGGACGCACGCUGUCAUUGUGUUCCUGUGGCUUUGUCCAAUCCACGCUGCGUUUGGGCAGGACUGUCCCAGCAGGCAGGACAUGCAGAUCUUUGUCACCAUGACGAACACCUCGUCUGCCACCUCCUCUGCGGCUGCUGCCAUCUCUCCCCGGCUGUGACUGUUGGUCCGUUUUCCGUCCGUCUCGCUGUACGCAGGUCCAGGGCACCACCCACUGCACCUGUGACCCGGAUACACCAUCUCUGGGCGUGACAGCACCACUU